CCGUCGGGACCCUCUCUUUUCUUGCUACUGCCUAAAAACAGCAACGGGGGCGCUUCGUGCACUCCGCCGCCCCUCACCGUCGCAAUAUGAUAUAAACGCCCAUGCGACCGCCCUCGAUCUCAUCGCGCGCUGUCCUCGCCCCUCGCUUUCUCUCCCCUCUCUCUCCCGUCUAUCUCGCCGCCCGCCCUCUCCGCGAUCGCGCCCCGAUGGCAUUCGCUUCCGUCGCUCUCGUCCCCUCCGCCCGCCUCCCCGGGAUCUCCGCCCAUGGCAGCCUGAGGUCGCUCCCCAAGAACCUCUCGAGAUCUAGGGUUUCCACGAGCGUCUCUGUCGGAUCUCGCGCGUCCGCUGCCGAGGAUACCCUCUUCCUGGACUACAAGCCCUCCUGCGCCUUUCUUUUCCCCGGUCAGGGUGCACAAACUGUGGGAAUGGGGGUGGAAGCUCAGAGUGUGCCAGCAGCUGCUGAUUUAUUCAAGAAGGCGAAUGAUGUACUUGGUUUCAACCUCUUGGAUGUUUGCACCAAUGGACCAAAAGAAAUGCUUGAUUCAACAGUUAUAAGCCAGCCAGCUAUCUACGUCACUAGUCUAGCUGCUGUGGAAGUGCUACGUGCACGUGAUGGAGGACAGGAUAUAAUUGAUUCUGUAGAUGUCACGUGUGGUCUGAGCUUGGGUGAAUAUACAGCCCUUGCAUUUGCUGGUGCUUUCAGCUUUGAGGAUGGUCUCAAGCUUGUCAAGCUAAGAGGAGAGGCCAUGCAGGAUGCUGCAGAUGCUGCUAGUAGUGCUAUGGUUAGUGUCAUAGGACUGGAUUCAGAAAAGGUACAAUUGUUAUGUGAUGCUGCUAAUGAGGAAGUAGAUGAAAAGGAUAAAGUUCAGAUUGCAAAUUUCUUAUGUCCAGGUAAUUAUGCUGUUUCUGGUGGCCUGAAAGGAGUGGAAGCUGUUGAAGCAAAGGCAAAGUCAUUUAAGGCUCGAAUGACGGUACGUCUAGCGGUUGCUGGUGCUUUUCAUACCAUCUUCAUGGAGCCAGCUGUCUCAAGAUUGGAAGCUGCAUUGGCAGCAACAGAAAUUAGAACUCCUAAAAUACCAGUUAUUUCCAAUGUGGAUGCACAACCACACUCAGAUCCUGAUACGAUCAAGAAGAUUCUAGCACGUCAGGUGACUUCACCAGUUCAGUGGGAGUUGACAGUGAAGACUCUCUUGAGCAAAGGGCUUAAGAAAAGCUAUGAACUGGGGCCUGGAAAGGUCAUUGCAGGAAUCGUGAAGAGAAUUAAUAAGGGUGCUGACAUUGAAAAUGUUGGUGCUUGAGGCUUCCUUAAAAUAAUGCCUUUUCUACACAAUCUUUACGUAACCGCCUUUCUUUUUGAGGAAAUCCUUCCGUAACUGUUGUUGGUGAGGCUCGGACGGCUGCCCAAAUUGCUGCUCCCAAGUCCAGAGAUCAAGGAUGCUGCGCAAAAUCCACAAGGCAUGCAGGAGUGUAGAUCAUGAGUUAAGCUUCACCUUUUUAAAAGUUAUUAAUGACAGGCACCAUGAUUCUUAGCUUAGGAGCCUGUACGAGACAGCCUAACAAGACAACAUGAUUGUAAUAAUGUCUUUUACAUUGCAGCUUUACGGCAGCACCUCUUUUAGUUCUGAGCCGUCAAGUUAGAACAUGUGGUCAGUCCAUUCUAAUUUUCAAGUCAGUUGGAAUAAUCAAGAUCAUGAUUAUAGUAAGCAUCUCCUUGUCCAUGUUUCAGUUU
Phoenix dactylifera (date palm) is the source of this 1729-nucleotide messenger RNA. Its product is annotated as Acyl-carrier-protein S-malonyltransferase. NCBI's taxonomy places the organism in Eukaryota, Viridiplantae, Streptophyta, Magnoliopsida, Arecales, Arecaceae. Gene Ontology annotation, molecular function: [acyl-carrier-protein] S-malonyltransferase activity. The record is from RefSeq and is a predicted model, not a curated record.